Phytophthora infestans T30-4 is the source of this 2211-nucleotide messenger RNA. Its product is annotated as alpha-N-acetylglucosaminidase (NAGLU), putative. The transcript has 3 exons. The record is from RefSeq and is a predicted model, not a curated record. The coding region runs from base 1 to 2211 and encodes 736 amino acids. Lineage: Eukaryota; Oomycota; Peronosporomycetes; Peronosporales; Peronosporaceae.
AUGGGGUUUAAUGGGGUGGAUGCAUCCGUUGCUGGAUUAAAGAAGAAUGCGGAGCCUCACGACCCUGUGGCGGCUACUCGGGGGCUGAUUCACCGACUACUAGGCGACAAAUACAGCAACCAGAUCACCCUUCGAGUGUUGCCCUCGGAUGCUGACGAUCUUGACGUGUUUGAGCUUGGAAGCGACGGUGACAAACUCGAGAUCGCCGCCAACUCGGCCACCGCCAUGGCAUACGGUUUGCAAUGGUACUUCAAGUCGGUGUUGCAUGCUCAGACCGACUGGGAUAACCACAAGCUGCAACUCCCAGACAAGCUGCCGAAAGUGGAGGAACGAGUGCGUCAUAAACGUAGCUCCAAGUUCUCGUACUACCAAAACGUGGAUACCGGUAGCUACUCGCUCUGGGCGUGGAGCUGGCCGCAAUGGGAGAAGCACAUCGACUGGAUGGCGCUCAACGGUAUUAACAUGCCGUUGGCAUUUACCGGCCAGGAGAAAGUGUGGCAAAUCACGUUCCACAAAUAUUACAAUGUAAGCUACGAAGGUUUGGGCAAGUUUUUCGCUGGCUCGGCCUUUCUGUCCUGGGGUCGCAUGGGAAACCUGCGUGGAAGUUGGGUGAAAGGGCCACUUCCUCAAGCAUUUAUCGACAACCAACAUGAGCUUCAGCUCCGCAUCCUUGAGCGUAUGCGUGAGUUCGGUAUGAUUCCAGCUUUACCAGCAUUUGCCGGUCACGUUCCUGAAGAAUUGAAACUUCGAUUGCCGAAUGCACAUUUCACCCAAUCACCAAACUGGGGCAACUUUUCUGAGGAACACUGCUGUGUCUUUAUGAUUGAGCCCACUGACGCGCUGUACCGUGAAAUCGGCAAAAACUUCCUAAAGGAGCAGCGCGAAUUGUACAACUACACGUCGUCUCUGUAUCAAUGUGACACAUACAUGGAGAUGGCACCAGAAUUCACAGAUUUAACUGAGCUGGAAGGCGCCGCGCGCGCUGUAAUCGACGGCAUGACAGCUGCCGACCCUAAUGCUGUUUGGUUAAUGCAAGGCUGGCCAUUUGUGGACGACCCACACUUCUGGACGAAGCCUCGCGUAAAGGCAUAUCUUGAUGGCGUGCCCACCGAUAAGCUGAUCAUCCUUGACUUCUACAGUGAGUCGGUGCCCAUUUGGAGCAAGAUGGACAACUAUUUCGGCAAGAGUUGGAUCUACUCUGUGUUGCACAACUUCGGUGGGAAUACUGGAAUGCGUGGGGACUUGCUGACGCUAGCUACGGCACCUGUGCUGGCCAAUUGGGCAGGAAACGGAACCAUGGUUGGUGUUGGAUUAACCAUGGAAGGCAUUUUCCAGAACUAUAUUGUAUACGACCUCACGUUGCAAAUGGCGUGGGUGGAUAAUCCUCUGGAUGUGAACACGUGGAUUCCACAGUAUGCGGCACAGCGAUAUCAUACGCACAACGAGCACGUUGAGCAAGCGUGGAGCUAUCUUUUGCGUUCGGUCUACAACCGUACACUUGCCUAUGGUGGUGUAACCAAGAGUCUGGUGUGUUUAAUUCCCCACUGGAGGCUUUUGUACGACAGAUUUCAGCCUACGCUCAUCAAGUACGACCCUAACGAUGUCGUUCUAGCAUGGAAAGAACUCCUACUAGCUGAGAACGAAUUGCGUGAUGUGGACACGUAUCGACAUGAUUUAGUGGACGUCACGAAACAGUUUUUGAGCAACAAAUUGCUGGAGCAGUACAUCCACCUGAAAGGCAUUUACAAUGCAAAAAAGGCCUCACCAAAUGAAGUGUGUGGAUUGACGAAGACCAUGCUUACCACUAUGGAGCGUCUGGAGGAAAUACUUGCGACGAACGAGGACUUUCUGCUAGGCAACUGGAUUGCCCGUAAUCAAGUCACGCGUUGGGGAGACAACAACAAUGAGGCUAUUCACGACUAUGCUGGGAAAGAGUGGGCUGGUCUUGUAAAGGGGUACUAUAUUCCACGUUGGACCAUGUGGCUUUCAGAAGUCUGCAAUGCUUACACAGACAAGCGCGAAAUGAACGAGAAGGCACUAAAAGAGAAGCGUAUUGCUUUUGAACUAAAGUGGCAGCUUGGCCACGAAUCGUAUCCAACAACGACAGUCGGUGAUGCGUUUACCAUUUCCAAACGAUUCUACAACGAGUACAUCGCUUCCGAGGCGUUGAUUCCGUGGGAACUCUUUGGUGAGAUUCUGUCGGUGGCGUAA